AAGCCCCUCCUCCUUCCCUGGGCCACGUCAUCACAAACAAACAUGGCGACGUGCUGCACCUGCACCUGCACCGCUUCUCUGGCUGUAUUUGCGCUGAUUGCGGCGCUUUUAAUGGUGUUUUAUGCAGCAGGUUUAAAUGUAACAUGGCCGGCUGUGUCUCUGACUGUUAUGGCCGUACUGGUGUCGCUGUGGUUGCGGCAGCGGGACGGUGGGACUGACCGGCGGGUGUGUGUGCUGGUGUUGGGGGAUAUCGGUCGCAGCCCUCGGAUGCAGUAUCACGCCUUGUCCCUCAGCAAACACGGAUAUAAUGUUACUUUUGUCGGGUUUUUGGAUACCAAACCUCAUCAAGACGUGCUGAGAGAGCAGAAAAUAAGGAUCGUCCCCAUAACAGAAGUGAAAGGUGUUCGAGUGGGACCGAAAAUCCUCACAUAUGUGACGAAGGUGAUCGUUCAGUGUCUGCAGCUUCUUCGUGUGCUGCUGAAGACGGAGGCACAGUCUCAUAUUCUAAUGCAGAAUCCCCCGGGCUUGCCCAGCAUUGCAGUGGCUUGGCUCGUGUGCGUCCUGCGAGGCAGCAGAUUCGUCAUCGACUGGCACAACUACGGCUACACCAUCAUGGCCCUGAGCCACGGCCAGAGACACCCGGUGGUCAGACUGGCAAAGUGGUAUGAACACUUCUUCGGGCCUCUGGCCACACACAGCCUGUGUGUUACCAACGCAAUGAAGGACGACUUGCAGAAAAACUGGGGCAUCAAGGCGACGACUCUGUACGACAGACCAGCCUCCAUCUUCAGAGAGACUCCGCUGAAGCUGCAGCACGAGCUCUUCAUGAGACUGGCCAACACUUAUCCUCAGUUCCAGAGCAAAGGGUCUGAGGAGGUGGAGGUGGAGGUGGAGAGGACAGUUUUCUCAGUUUGUGACCUCACUGAUGACACAGUGACCUUGAGGGCGGAGCGACCGGCGCUGCUGCUCAGCAGCACCAGCUGGACAGAGGAUGAAGAUUUCUCCAUCUUACUGAAGGCUCUUGAAGAGUACGACGGUUUCAUUAAAGGAGGAGCUUCCUUACCAUCUUUAGUCUGUGUGAUCACAGGUAAAGGUCCUCAGAAGGAACACUACAGGAAGCUGAUUGACUCUCUGCAUUUAGAACAUGUGACGAUCUGCACUCCCUGGCUGGAGGCAGAAGAUUAUCCCGUCUUAUUGGGCUCGGCAGACCUUGGUGUUUGUCUCCACAAGUCGUCCAGCGGUCUGGAUCUGCCCAUGAAGGUGGUGGACAUGUUCGGCUGCUGCCUGCCCGUCUGUGCCAUCCACUUCAACUGUUUACACGAGCUGGUGAAGCACGAGGAGAACGGACUGAUCUUCAGAGACUCUCAGGAGCUCGCCGAGCAGCUCAAGUCUCUGCUGUCAGAGUUUCCCAGUUCAGAGGGCAGACUGGGUGUGUUCAGGAGGAACCUCCGCACCAGCAGAGGGCAGCGCUGGGACGACAACUGGGACCAGAACGUCCUGCCGCUGAUCACUGCUCCCUGAUAGACCCUGGUGGGAUUUUUAAAUGGCAUACACCAAUAUUUUCAGACCACAAUGCAUCUAAAGUGUCCCUUUUAACUUCAUUCUUGGCAGAGAAGUGUCAUUUGAACCAUCUGACGCCGUUUGCCUCGAUGAUUUUCAGUUUACGACUGUUGGCAACAGAAAAUGACACACGGGGAUGAACGGCAGAGAAGUCGCGUUUAGAAUAUUUGGGCUGAAAAGUCGGGACAUCUUUUGUUUUAAUGUCUUGUAGCUUGAAGGUAGAGGAUCAGCGCAGACGGGACGAUGAUGGUGGUCUGUGGAUCAACCAGAGAGUGAAACAUCUGGGCAUCACUCUGUUUAGUUUGAGCCCAUUAAACUUUAAGAAAAUGAAAUGCAGCUGUAACACACAGGUGAGAUAAAAGCUUCUCUAAACGCUCCACCUGUAAAAAAAACUUUCUAAUUCUACUUCAGAGAACUUGAAUGUAUAAAAGGACACUUUGAUACGAUGUACAUUUGUAAAUAAAAUCUUUAUUGUGCUACA
Siniperca chuatsi (mandarin fish) is the source of this 2041-nucleotide messenger RNA. It is a transcript of the gene alg1, whose product is annotated as ALG1 chitobiosyldiphosphodolichol beta-mannosyltransferase. The record is from RefSeq and is a predicted model, not a curated record. Gene Ontology annotation, cellular component: endoplasmic reticulum. Lineage: Eukaryota; Metazoa; Chordata; Actinopteri; Centrarchiformes; Sinipercidae. The transcript has 13 exons. Gene Ontology annotation, molecular function: mannosyltransferase activity. Bases 43 to 1521 code for a protein of 492 amino acids.